Molecule: messenger RNA, 1118 nt
Organism: Corythoichthys intestinalis (scribbled pipefish)
Lineage: Eukaryota; Metazoa; Chordata; Actinopteri; Syngnathiformes; Syngnathidae
Gene: cetn3
Product: centrin 3
Exons: 5
Coding region: 236-793 (185 amino acids)
Biological process (GO): spindle pole body duplication
Cellular component (GO): microtubule organizing center
Molecular function (GO): calcium ion binding; microtubule binding
Source: RefSeq, a predicted model, not a curated record
CGAGAAGCCAAGCGUGCGCCUCUGACGUCGGCCGCUAACUUUAGCCUAGCUUAGCCCAGCUCGCUAGCUAGUUCGCCGCAACGGCUGGCUGACGUCAGACAGACCGUGACGUCACACUACAACGUUCUGGGAUUGUCACAAUGAGAUGUCGUCACCUUGGGAGAAGCACGCCGUAGCGGCCGCUAUGCGUUCCGUUUGCUGCAAGCAACAAACAAGUUGACUUUAGAGGGUGACAAUGCUGGACGUUGGCGUGGAGGAGACUGACGACGACACGCAGGCGCAAACAAGCAGCUGCAGCAGCACCAGUGAAGCAUUUGCCGAAAAGAGCCAACCUAUCAAGAGAACGCACCUGAACGACGAGGAGAAAGUUGAUAUACGAGAAGCCUUUGAGCUGUUCGACAGCGACAAAGACGACCAAAUAGACUACCACGAGUUGAAGCAGAUGGCGAUGCGAGCGCUAGGCUUCGAGGUGAAGAAGGCCGAAGUCAUGCACAUCCUGGAGGACUACGACACGUACGAUACUGGCAAAAUCGCUUUUGAGGACUUCAACCAUGUUAUGAGCGAGCUGAUCCUGGAUCGCGACCCCAAGGAGGAGAUCAUGAAGGCCUUUCGCCUUUUCGACGACGAUGAGUCGGGCGCCAUCGGCCUGAGGAAGCUCAAGCGCGUGGCCAGGGAACUUGGAGUAAACAGCAGCGAUGAAGAACUGCGCAGCAUGAUCCACGCCUUCGACACAGACGGUGACGGCGAAAUCAACCAGGAGGAGUUCCUGUCCAUCAUGCACGGGGCUGACUGAAGCUCUCGUCACCCACCCGUGAAGCAGGAAACGUGAGUGCGGGAUCCUGUUUCUAUGGGGGAAUGUUUUAUUUAUUAAAAACAAUUCAAAUAAAAAAUAAAACUUAAGAUGUCUCACUCCCUGUAAUCAUCAGUUUUUUUGUUUUUAUUUUAAUUACCAGGAGUGCCAAAAUUAGGGCAUGUUAAAGUGCGUAAGUGCGACGCCAAAAAGCAUGUUUAUUUCAUAUUUCACGUGGUAUUUUAUGCUCCUGAAUGAAUCCCACGCUAUGAAAAUGAGUGAUUUCUGGCUCCAGUCUCGGUUUUAGGACGAAUGCAAAUGUCACGUC